AUGUCGUUUGUCGAUUUUGCCUCACCCGCCAGGGCGCUCGGUGGCCCCGAGCUCUUGGACUCUACCACAAUCCGUUUGAUGCGCCAGCCAACGAGCCACGAAAUGGCACAAAUCCACGUUCAAGGUUCAUCUCCAGAAAACAACGAUGUGCCUCAGAGGAGCAGAAAUGCCCGCGCACAGGCAAGGCAUCGUCAAAAGCGCAAGGCAUAUAUAGAAAAACUCGAGGAGAAUGUAGCAAAGCUGCAAGCCAUCCUCGGCCUCACGUCUGAACAAGUCUCCGAAUUACCCCCCGCUUCGGUGCUCACAAAUCGAUUCGCAGAACUGGAGAUGGAGAAUCGGCGACUACAUGAGCAACUGAGAGCUCUACAACAGGCGCUGCAUGGCGGCCGCUAUCCCAUAGAGGGCCAUAACGGAGCGCGGUGGUCCCCAGAGUCGCCCAUCGCCUCUGAUUUCCCUCAAAGCUCGCUGGCAGGAUCAGAGAACGCGGCAUGUACUCGCGAGUCGAAGAAGCGAAAGCUGUCUUUUGAGCAAGAGGACCAGUAUACGAGCCAGGACCAGGUCUCGCUGAGUCCUACCAUGGCAGCAUCGCCCAUGAGCGUCCAACACGCACCAAAUGUUACUGGCCCCAUCAAUAUCGAAAUGGGAAACGGAAAUGGACAGACAGCUGUCAGGAUGUCUUUCUCGCCCACCAACGAACGCCUGCUUCCGCAACAGCCGGCUUCGACGACCAAUGGUUCCUAUUCAGGCAUACGUCAGCAAUACCUCGCUCAUGAGCAGCUGACGAGCAUUGCGCAGCAAGGCCAAGUGCAACAUCAAGGCCUAUACCACGCUGCUCAGCAUUCGACGUCCUUUUCUCCUGCAUUAACCAACCGUGUGCCGCAGCUCAUGCUUGGAACCAACGGGUUGCAUCACCAGCACCCCCAGGUUAGCAUGUAUACCAACGGACACGGGGGCGGUGGAGGUUCGCCCAUCGUCCCGAGUCCGAUCGGAGGCAACCCUUGGGGGACGGCGGGCCCGUUGGUGGCUGGCAAACGGAUGUAG
This is a messenger RNA of Serendipita indica DSM 11827, 1041 nucleotides long. Lineage: Eukaryota; Fungi; Basidiomycota; Agaricomycetes; Sebacinales; Serendipitaceae. The record is from the annotation of a GenBank genome assembly.